Talaromyces rugulosus is the source of this 1710-nucleotide messenger RNA. RefSeq lists its product as uncharacterized. Gene Ontology annotation, biological process: cytokinin biosynthetic process; regulation of transcription by RNA polymerase II. Gene Ontology annotation, molecular function: hydrolase activity, hydrolyzing N-glycosyl compounds; transcription coregulator activity. The record is from RefSeq and is a predicted model, not a curated record. NCBI's taxonomy places the organism in Eukaryota, Fungi, Ascomycota, Eurotiomycetes, Eurotiales, Trichocomaceae. Bases 1 to 1710 code for a protein of 569 amino acids. Gene Ontology annotation, cellular component: mediator complex; cytosol. The transcript has 5 exons.
AUGGAUCAGUCGCAAGAUGUCAAUUUGGAGGAGCUCUUCUGGCGGUCACCCCAGCAUGUGCAAAUGAUGGGAGGAUUCCUUCACUCCAAUAACAUUAUAUUUUAUUUUGCUGAAUCGCCUUUCUUCGAUGCCACGUCUAACAACGCCUCCCUCGCCAUCCAAGCAAAUUAUAAUGAAGCUUUGCGACACUUUUUGGAGACACGCGAGGUGUUUGAAGGCAGGCUCAAGACAAUGCAAGGACUGGAGUUUAUGGUCACAUAUGACCCUCUGCAAGACGCGGCGCAGUCCGAUACAGAGUUUGCUCAUACACCGUCGAAUAUCUGGGUGAUACGCAAACAAUUGAGACAGAAGCGGCCGGGGAAGGAGGAUGAUGUAGUCGUCCUUUCGACAUACUAUGUUGUCGGUGAUGCAGUAUAUAUGGCCCCUGCAGUUUCAAGUGUUGUUGGAAAUCGCAUACUUUCUGCCGUCACUUCACUAACAAAACUUCUCACUGUCGCCUCUCCUCUUCCGAUCUUCACUCCUUCCUACGGUCAUGUCUACAUGCCUCCGGGCCCUAAGGCAGUAGAUGCGCCUCAAACAACGACCACAACAACUUCGCAGUCAUCUCAACAGAGCAAGGAACUCACUCCGGUCCCAGACUCUCAAAGCUCCGCAAAGACUUUCUUGACUACUACCAGCACUACCUCUAAUGCCAAAGAUACAUCAUAUCAGCAUACGCGAAAUCUAAUGGAGGCCAUGAAUCUCCUUUCGCGAUACGGCGACGAGUUUAUGGAUGAAACGCCUUUGUCCGGCGAGCCCGGCUCGUUUAUCCUAUCGAAAGCCAACGAGAGUACCACGGCCGCUCGACGAGUGGCCAAAACGACGACAACAACGAAUAUGCAUGCGCCUGCAGUUCCCAGAAAGACGGGGACUCCGAGCGUGACGGAAUCCUCUACUCCUGCAAAAGGCGGCGAUUCUACGAUACAAAUCGCAAACAUGACGGUCACUACAGGACAACAGACCAAGCAAGCUGUAGUUUGCGUAUUCUGCGGCUCUGUCGGAGGCAAUAACCCAGCACACCUCGAAGCCGCCGUCGCCCUGGCGCGAGCCUUUCACGAACAAAAUGUACAUCUCGUCUACGGCGGUGGUACACACGGUCUGAUGGGCGCCGUCGCCAGAGAACUCGUGCGCCUCUCCGGACCAAAAGCCGUGCACGGAAUCAUUCCCAAAGCCCUCGUCAAAUUCAAAGACGGGCAGCAGCAGCAGCAACAAGAGGACGGAAAAGUGCACGAAGGAGCAGGCAAAACGCACGAGCGCACCGUUCAGGAGACCGACAAGAGGACCGAACUCAACGAGACCGAGUACGGCCUUACCACCAUUGUUCCAGACAUGCACACUCGCAAACGGCUCAUGGCAACAAAAGUGUUGGAAGGUGGACCGGGCUCUGGGUUUGUCUCGCUGGCUGGUGGGUUUGGUACAAUCGAGGAAGUGAUGGAGAUGACUACGUGGAAUCAGUUGGGCAUCCACACGGUUGGCAUUGUCCUGCUCAAUAUCAACGGAUACUGGGAUGGUGUUCUUGAGUGGAUUCAGAAUGCCGUUAGGGAAGGGUUUAUCAGCCAGGCUAAUGGCGAGAUCCUUGUUCAGGUCCAGCAGGUCAAGGAUGUCCUCCCCAAGCUGAGGGAGUAUACGGCCAGUGUGGAUCGUUUUCAAUUGACUUGGGGACAAGAGUGA